AUGCAGACCCUCACCAAGGCUUUGGCCAGUUCUCGGUGGCACCGCUGGCUCCGUCGAGAGGAGCCGGUUUCCAUCCUCGGAGGAAAAGCUGGGGCAGGCCGCAGGCGGGACACACUCGUCGCCGGGAGCAGAGCGGGUGCCUCUCCCCAAGCACCGCUGCUGCCUGUGCUGUUUCGCCGUAAAAUCAUCUGCGUGAGCUGGCUGGAUGCUUCCGACCCCCGCGGGCUCUUCCUUCUCCGGGAGAGGAACGCCGAGCUGGUCGCGGCUGGGAUUGAAACGCUGAAGGCGAAGAUCCUGGAGCAGGCGCAGGAGAUCGGCCGGCUGCGCUCCGAGCUGGGCGGCAUGGAUGCGGAGAAGCACCAGGACCUGCUGGCGGCCGAGAAUGAGCGCCUGCGGCAGGGGGGGAAAGGGGGGGGGGGGGGGCGGCUGCAGCGGGAGGCAGAGGAGAUGCGGGCCAAGCUGGCGGAGCUGGACUUGGAGGUGCAGCAGAAGACGAACCGCUUGGCCGAGGUGGAGCUGCGGCUCAAGGACUCCUUGGCCGAGAGGGCUGAGGAAGAGGAGCGGCUCAGCCGGCGGCUGCGGGACAGCCAGGAGACCAUUGCCAGCCUCAAGUCCCAGCCCCAGCAGAUAAAGUACAUCAUCAAGACAGUGGAAGUGGAGUCAGCCAAGGCGAAACAAGCACUGUGCGAGAGCCAGUCCCGAAACCAGUACCUGCAUGAGCAGGUGGGGAUGCAGAGGCAGGGGCUGAAGGAGAUGGAGCAGCAGCUGCAGAGCUCCCAAAAGACGGCGGCUCAGCUCCGAGCUCAGAUCGUGAUGUACGAGGCUGAGCUGGAGCAAGCCCACGGGCAGAUGCUGGAGGAGAUGCAGGCGAUGGAGGAGGAGAAGAACUGCGCCAUCGAGGAGGCAUUUUCCCGGGCCCAAGUGGAGAUGAAGGCGGUGCACGAGAACCUGGCGGGUGAGAGCACACGNNNGCUGACGCUGCAGCCAGCGCUGCGCACCCUCACCCAUGACUACAACAGCCUGAAGCGGCAGGUCCGUGACUUCCCCCUGCUCCUCCAGGAGACCCUGCGGAGCGCCCGGGCCGAGAUCGGCCAGGCCAUCGAGGAGGUGCACAGAACCAACCAGGAGCUGCUGCCAAGAAACAUCCGUGUUUUCGGGCGAGUCCGCCCCAUCACAAAAGAGGACGGCGAGGGCCCGGAGGUGGCCAACGCGGUGACCUUCGACGCCAACAACGACGCUGUCCUGCACCUCCUGCACAAGGGGAAGCAGGUGUCCUUCGAGCUGGAUAAGGUCUUCCCCCCGCAAGCGUCCCAGGAGGAGGUGUUUGAGGAGGUUCAAGCCCUGGUCACCUCCUGCAUUGACGGCUACAACGUCUGCAUCUUCGCCUAUGGGCAGACGGGCGCAGGGAAAACUUACACGAUGGAGGGGACAGCAGCCAACCCGGGGAUCAACCAGCGGGCCCUGCAGCUCCUCUUCUCCGAGGUGGGGGACAAGGCGGCCGACUGGGACUACGCCAUCAGUGUCAGCGCCGCCGAGAUUUACAAAGAAGAGGGUCCCCGGGUCACGGCAGGGGUUGUGGUCUCCCCCGCCGAGAAGAACACCAGCGAGACGCUGUGCUCCCUCAAGUUCGCCGAGAGAGUUCGCUCCGUGGAGCUGGGUCCCGUCUCCCGCAAGGCUGAGCUGGGCUCAUGGCUCAACCAGGAGCAGCUGGAGGGUGACUCGCCGGGGACCGCAGCACCCUCCGGCCGGAGCCACGCGUCCCCCAGCCCCAGGCAGCCCUCCGGCCGUGCCGCCUCCAUCCGCAGGCAGCUCCAGACCUCAGCAAACACACACAAGUCCUGUCCGAGUCACAGAUUUGAACAGAUCCCGGUGGACCUCAGCUCCCAGCAACAGUCUGAAGACGUCGAUCGUCCACAGCCCAGGGCACCAGCAGGGAUUUCCGAGCGGCCAAGCACCAGCCUCCUCUUAACGCAGGUCCUUGGGCGCCGGGCUCACGUCCGAUGA
This is a messenger RNA of Opisthocomus hoazin, 2004 nucleotides long. Lineage: Eukaryota; Metazoa; Chordata; Aves; Opisthocomiformes; Opisthocomidae. The record is from RefSeq and is a predicted model, not a curated record.